Messenger RNA from Amborella trichopoda, 1802 nucleotides. RefSeq names its product laccase 6 (gene LAC6). Gene Ontology annotation, molecular function: hydroquinone:oxygen oxidoreductase activity; copper ion binding. The record is from RefSeq and is a predicted model, not a curated record. Lineage: Eukaryota; Viridiplantae; Streptophyta; Magnoliopsida; Amborellales; Amborellaceae. Gene Ontology annotation, biological process: lignin catabolic process. Gene Ontology annotation, cellular component: apoplast.
GGCAAGCAAUGGCGAUGAGAAAUUUGCUCAACCACGCAGCCUUUCUCUUUCUAUCUCUGUCCCUUGUUUCUCAAAUUGCAGCAAAGGAAUGGCCAGUUGGAGGAUCAACUAGGUUCUAUGAUUUUAAGGUACAGACCACGAAAGUUACAAAGUUGUGUAAGACCACAAAUAUCAUAACAAUAAACGGCAUGUACCCAGGGCCUGUGGUCUAUGCCCAAGAAGACGAUCGAGUCAUCGUUAAAGUUACCAAUCUAACACCACAUAAUGCCACUAUACAUUGGCAUGGAGUGAGGCAAAAACUCUCUUGUUGGUUCGAUGGGCCAUCUUACUUGACCCAAUGCCCAAUCCAAGCUGGCCAAUCUUUCACAUAUGAGUUUACUUUGGUUGGACAGAAGGGCACCCUCUUUUGGCAUGCCCAUUUCUCCUGGCUAAGGGCCACAGUAUAUGGUGCCUUGGUCAUUUAUCCCAAAAAUGAUGUCCCCUACCCAUUCCCCUCCCCCUAUGAAGAACACAUCCUCAUCAUAGGUGAAUGGUGGAACAAGGAUGUCCUACAGAUUGAAAGAGACGUGCUAGCGAGCGGAGGAAAUCCUCCGGUGGCCGAUGCUUAUGUCAUUAAUGGUCAACCAGGACCCCUCUACAACUGCUCCAAGAAUGACAUCUACAUCCUCGAGGUGGUGCCCAAAGAGACCUACCUCCUCCGAAUAAUAAAUGCAGCCUUAAACACUGGGCAUUUCUUCGCCAUUGCAGACCACAAGCUCACCGUGGCCGAGCUUGAUGGAGAGUAUACAAAAUCAUACACCGUAGACCACAUAAUGCUCGGCCCUGGCCAAAGCGCUAAUGUUCUCGUUACCACCGACCAACCCGUUGCCAAAUACGCCAUGGCCGCUAGCCCUUACAUCUCCGCACAAAACGUCUCAUUUCAAAAUAUUUCAGCCAUCGCGCAUUUCCACUAUCGUAAUGCCAACCCUAACGGUGUCGCCCUUCCGGCCCAAGUCCCCAACUUCAAUGAAAACAGCGCAGCUAACAAUUUCGUAACAGGAUUAAGGAGCCUUAAUGCCGUUAGGGUUCCAUUAGAGAUCGAUACUAAUCUCUUCUUUACGGUUGGGCUCAAUGUUGAUGAAUGCCAUUCGUCUACACCUAAUAAGAGUUGUCAAGGAAUCAACGGUGGAGUUAACAAAGCUUCGAUGAAUAACAUAUCAUUUGUUCGUCCAAGUGUCUCAUUAUUAGAGGCCUAUUAUAAGCAUAUCAAUGGGUAUUAUACAGAUGAUUUUCCAGGUGUACCCCUCAAGAAUUAUGAUUUUGUCAAUGGUGCCCCUAACAAUAUACCAAAUGACACCCAGGCCCUCAAUGGCACCAGGGUCUAUGUAUUGGAGUAUGGGACUAGGGUUCAGCUAAUACUUCAGGAUACUGUGAUAGUUGGGGUUGAGAACCAUCCCAUACAUCUGCAUGGGUAUAGCUUCUACGUGGUAGGGUCCGGCAGUGGGAACUACAAUCCUCAAAGUGCAAAUUUCAACUUGGUGGACCCACCAUAUCGGAACACAGUAGGCGUCCCAGUCGGAGGAUGGGCCGCCAUCCGUUUUGUCGCAGACAAUCCAGGGGUUUGGUUCAUGCAUUGUCACUUUGAGAUUCAUUUGUCUUGGGGUCUUUCAAUGGCUUUCAUAGUGAAGAAUGGUGAUGGACCACUAGAGAGUCUCCCUCACCCCCCUGCUGACCUGCCCAAGUGCUAGAAAUUCAUAACUUGAAGGCAAUUGAGAGAGAGAGUUUUUCUCAUUGUUUUGUGAAUUGCUGCAGCUUUCUGAUUC